CGUGAGCAGUGAUUCCUUGUAGGAGGACGGUUCUGUUGUUUACUUCCUUUUUUCUCUUCAACAAUGUCUAAAGUUAAUCACCUGAGAGAGUUUAUCGGUCAGCGACUAACAGCAGCUGCUGUAGAAAUAUUCUCAGUGUUUGAAAAAACCAUCUUGGAGUAUGAAGAAGAGCUGGACCGUCAGCGCAGACUGUUGGACCUCGCCUGGAAACCUGAAAUAAGACUAAACAGAAUCGAAAAUCUUUGUAUGGUGGAGGAGGACGGUGUUUUCAGUGACCAGCACCUCGAAAACCUGGAGAGGAGCUGCAGCCCGGACCAGGAGGAACCAGGGAAUCCACAGACUACAGAACUGGAGGAAGACUCCAGCGGUCAGGAGAUGAAGCAGGAGGACGUAGAGGUGGAUGUCUCAUUGGUCAAUCUCGCUGAUGUGAAAGUUGAAAAUGGUGAAGCCGGACCAAACUGUGACCAGCUGCUGUUGCACACUUCUCCUGAAGCUCAAAACAAAGAUGAGGAAGGAACUGAAAGUUUACGCUCAGACUCCAGUAAAACUGCAAAUCUGGAGUCAAUGAGACGACACGGUGACCACGAAGACACUGCUGUCCCGUCAGACAGCAACUGUAAAUCAAAGCUAACUUGGACCCUCACGGGGAAGAAGGCAUUUUCUUGCAGCACUUGCAGGAAAGAGUUCAGUAAAAGUAGUAUUUUAGUGGAACACAUGAGGAUCCACACUGGCGAAAGGCCGUACCUGUGCAACACCUGCGGAAAAUGGUUUAGAAAAUCAUCAACGCUCAAGAAACAUAAAAUGAUCCACACGGGCGAAAGGCCACACCUGUGCAAAACCUGCGGCAAAACCUUUACUAAAUCAUCACAUCUUAAAAGCCACUUAACCACACACACGGGCGAGAAGUUCUACAUCUGCAAAACAUGUGGAAAAAGUUACACGCAACGUUGCAACCUGGUGAUUCACUCAAGGACCCACACCGGCGAAAGGCCGUACCUGUGCAACACCUGCAACAAAACCUUUACUGAUUCAUCAGCUCUUAAACAACACAUAGCCACACACACGGGCGAGAAGCCCUACGUCUGCAGCACAUGUGGAAAAAGUUACAGGCGACGUUCCUACCUGUUGGUUCACUCAAGGACCCAUACGGGCGAAAGGCCGUACCUGUGCAACACCUGCGGCAAAACCUUUACUGAAUUAUCGGCUCUUAAACGACACAUAACCACGCACACGGGCGAGAAGCCCUACGUCUGCAAAACAUGUGGAAAAUGUUUCGCAGAUCGUUCCAACCUGCUGGUUCACUCGAGGACCCAUACCGGCAAAAGGCCGUACCUGUGCAACACCUGCGGCAGAACCUUUACUUAUUUAUCAACUUUUAAACGCCACAUAACCAUGCACAUGGGCGAGAAGCCGUAUUUGUGCAAGACGUGAAACAAAGGCUUUACCCGCAGAAUUGAUUUGCUGAGUUACAUGAAAAAUCACCCACAGGAGAAGUCUGGUGAUUUGUGACAAAUAAAGCUCAUGUUGUCCUCCGGGGGCAGCUGUCCACUCCUGUCUGACCCACAGAAGAAGAGACGAAGAAGUCCAACCACCACCUGCUGUGGCUGAUGAUUCUAAUCCCCUCCCCACAAGGGUUGCAGGUUCAACCCAGAUUUAUGCUUCUCCAUUAACUUGACGCAGAGGGAACGAUGUGGUUGUGUACUUUUUUUAAAGUUCUGCAUUGAGGUUGUUUGAAUCCCGGCUCCUU
Molecule: messenger RNA, 1747 nt
Organism: Cololabis saira (Pacific saury)
Lineage: Eukaryota; Metazoa; Chordata; Actinopteri; Beloniformes; Belonidae
Product: zinc finger protein OZF-like
Exons: 2
Coding region: 64-1431 (455 amino acids)
Biological process (GO): regulation of DNA-templated transcription
Molecular function (GO): RNA polymerase II cis-regulatory region sequence-specific DNA binding; DNA-binding transcription factor activity, RNA polymerase II-specific
Source: RefSeq, a predicted model, not a curated record